Messenger RNA from Hypomesus transpacificus, 3305 nucleotides. Its product is annotated as disintegrin and metalloproteinase domain-containing protein 12-like. NCBI's taxonomy places the organism in Eukaryota, Metazoa, Chordata, Actinopteri, Osmeriformes, Osmeridae. The transcript has 23 exons. Bases 354 to 3266 code for a protein of 970 amino acids. Gene Ontology annotation, molecular function: metalloendopeptidase activity. Gene Ontology annotation, biological process: proteolysis. The record is from RefSeq and is a predicted model, not a curated record.
GUGGAACUGUCUCCCGAAGAAACCAGUUCUGUUGUAGCCUAUCAUCCAGCUCCCUUCUCCGUCGUUCUCUAUUACAUCAUACUCUAACUAAAUUAUCAAUGCUUUGGACAGAUCGUUUCCAAAUCUUUGGGCAAGACAUCCAGAGACUCGAACAUGCACGGGUGAAAAGUUUUAAAUAGCUCAGGCGCCUUGAUCUAUUCGGAGUCAGCGGCUUUUGCGUGUUUUGGACUUUAUCAAACUGUGCAAGUAGCACCUUUUUUGUGUUUAACAGUGAAGAGUUGUGGACCUCAUAUUAUUAUGCUGGUGUUGUGAUAUACUUCUCUGGACUAUUUUCCAUAUCUUAACUGCGCAAAAUGAGACAUUGGAGUUGGAAUAACUUUCUUAUAGCUUUAUAUAUGUUGUCCCAGACAACAGCAGUUGACCACACAGACUCUAUUUUCAAUGCCGCCGGGAGCAACAUGGACCAGUCCAGCCUGGGAGGCGGUGCCAUCGCUAAGCUACAUCGCUACCCGACAACCAUUCCAGUGCAGCUGGGAGGGAGAGACCGGAGCAGGCCCCUCAGCCAGCUUCCAGCCAGGAGUCACCCUGCGUCACUGCAGCUGCUUGUCGAAGCGGAAGGCCAACAGCUGGUCCUGGUACUGGAGAAGAAUGAGGGUCUGUUCGCAAGCCAUUACACUGAGACACAUUACCUGGAGGAUGGGAGUGCAGUCAUCACAGCCCACAACGUCACGAGUAAUUGCUACUACCACGGGCAGGUGCAGGACCACCCCUACUCUGAUGUCACCAUCAGCACCUGCUCCGGCCUCCGGGGCUUAAUUGCACUUGAAAACAAAACCUAUAUCCUGGAACCAGCAUUUGAGCCUGACAAUGGUACCCACCUCAUCUACCGAGGAGAAGACCUCAACCUGUCCCCUGGAACCUGUGGACAUGGCUUCAACCUGUCCUCUGUCACCCUUGACAACCACUUGAGGAGCCCAUUUCAGUCAUUCAGCACCAGGCACAAAAGACAUGCUCAGAAGGCCACGAAGUACGUGGAGCUGAUCAUUGUUGCUGACAAUAGAGAGUUUCAGAAGCAGGGAAAGGACGUGGAGAGAGUGAAACAGAGACUGGCCGAGAUAGCCAAUUACGUGGAUAAGUUCUACCGGGCCCUGAACAUCCGUGUGGCGCUGGUUGGCCUGGAGGUGUGGAGCGACUCCGACAAGUGUCCCGUCACCCAGGACCCCUUCACCACGCUGCACGAGUUCCUGGACUGGAGGAAGGGGACACUGCUGCCUCAGAAGCCCCACGACAACGCUCAGCUCAUCAGCGGGGUGUACUUCCAGGGGACCACCAUCGGCAUGGCCCCCAUCAUGAGCAUGUGCACGGUGGAGCAGUCGGGGGGCAUCGUCAUGGAUCACUCCGAAAAUCCACUGGGCGCUGCCGUGACUCUGGCCCACGAGCUUGGGCACAACUUUGGGAUGAACCACGACACACCUGAGCGGGGGUGCGGCUGUAGGAUGACGGUUGACCGUGGCGGCUGCAUUAUGACCCCUUCCACAGGGUACCCUUUCCCCACGGUGUUCAGCACCUGCAGUAAGAAGGACCUGGCAGCCAGUCUGGAGAAGGGCGUGGGCAUGUGCCUGUACAACAUGCCCGAGGUCAAGGUGCUCUACGGGGGGCAGAAGUGUGGCAACGGCUACGUGGAGGAGGGAGAGGAGUGUGACUGUGGAGAGCUGGAGGAAUGUUUGAACCCCUGCUGCAACGCCACCACAUGCACUCUGAAGGGAGAUGCGGUGUGUGCCCAUGGACAGUGCUGUGAAGACUGCAUGCUCAAGCCUGCUGGCACGCCCUGCAGAGAAUCCAGUAACUCCUGUGACCUGCCAGAGUUCUGCACUGGUGCCAACCCCCACUGCCCGGCCAACGUUUACCUCCACGACGGCCACGCCUGCCUCAGCGUGGACGGAUACUGCUACAAUGGCAUCUGCCAGACCCACGAGCAACAGUGCAUCACACUGUGGGGACCAGGAGCCAAGCCCGCCCCAGGGAUCUGCUUCGAGAGGGUCAACUCUGCAGGAGACCCAUAUGGGAAUUGUGGGAAGGACUCCAAAGGCACCUUCGCCAAGUGUGAGGCGCGGGACGCUAAGUGUGGCAAGAUACAAUGCCAGGACGGGGCCAACCGACCUGUGAUUGGCACCAAUGCCGUUUCCAUAGAGACAAACAUCCCUCUUCAGGAAGGGGGGCGUAUCUUGUGUCGGGGGACCCAUGUCUACCUGGGUGAUGACAUGCCCGAUCCUGGACUGGUGCUGGCUGGUACCAAGUGUGGCCAGGGCAUGAUGUGUCUGAACCGUCAGUGCCAGAACGUCAGUGUGUUCGGGGUGCACCAGUGUUCAGGGAAGUGCAGUGGACGAGGGGUGUGCAACAACAAGAAAAACUGCCAUUGCGAGCCACACUGGGCUCCGCCCCUUUGCGCGAACGCUGGGUUUGGAGGUAGCAUCGACAGUGGGCCUACGAGACUGGCAGAUGUGCGUGUGUGCGUAUUAAUGUGCGUGUUGUCGUAUGUGACGUCAGCCGACAGCAAGGUGGUUACCGUGGCGAUCCUCGCGGCUCUCCUCAGCCUGCUGGGCGUGGCCUCCGUGGUGUUCCUGAAGAGGAAGACCCUGGUGCGCCUGCUCUUUACCAACAAGAAGAGCACCAUGGAGAAGCUGAGAUCGGUGGGGACCAGACCGACCAGUCCCACGAGAGGCCAUGGGUACCACAGGUCCCCUCCACACCAGCCCUCUGCCAAGCCUCAGGGGGGUAACACAUACAAGACGUCCCACUUCAGCUCGGAGCCUCUCUUACCCCCGCCCAACUUCCACUCCCACAGCCUGCGCCGACUGCCCCACUACCAGCCCAUACACAUCAGCCACCCCAUGCCCGUGUCCCUCAGCGUGGGCCAGCUCACCCUGCCCCCGGUGCCCCCCCACCACAGGGCCCUGCCACCUCACACCCGCUUCUCAUCCUCCCGGGCUCCGAGCUUCCAAAGCCUGCCCCGCCAGCAAGCUUACAGACUGGAUCAGGAGCGUGAGAAGCCCAGCCCUCCCCAGAAGCCGUUGCCUGCCGACCCCCUUGGAAGGACCUCCAGACUGGGCCGCAAUCACUUGGCAAUGGGGGUCCACCUGCCUGGCCCUGGACCCCUGCCUAUCCCCAUCCCCACCGUGCCCAGGCCUCCUCCAGCCAUCCCGCUACCUAACAGGCCUGCGCCCAUGCAAACCCUGAGACUGCCGAAGCCUCACUACGAGCGCUGACCUCACAAGGCUGAGGCGGAGUCAUGAAGAACUAGGAGA